Prorocentrum cordatum is the source of this 811-nucleotide messenger RNA. The record is from the annotation of a GenBank genome assembly. Lineage: Eukaryota; Dinophyceae; Prorocentrales; Prorocentraceae.
AGCCACUUCGGCUCAAGCCAUACUCGCCGGGGGCUCUGAUUGCUCGCCGCCGUGAUUUCGUUCCACUGCACCUUUCUAAUACUUUCAGCAUCCCGCAACGCAGUGCGCUGCCGCACUGGUGCAAUGGUACCCUUUCGGCUCACCGUCCUGCUCGUCACCGCUGCCGUGCCUGCUGUGGCUCUGAAGGCAGAGGCAAGCGUCGACCUCGAGGCACUCCUCGACAUCGCAAUCCACCGCAGCGGGAAAUCCGAUGGGGCUCAAACGGGCGCCACUGAGGUGGAGUCCCUGGGAGAAGGCUCGGAUGCGUCGGUGACGCUCUCUCCGCAGGAGCGCGCCGCCCUGCAUGCCUCCAAGUUCGAGAAGGAGUUCGUGGUGGCCCUCGACGUGUCUGAGGCCCAUAAAAAGUCCGUCGGCGUCGUGCUGAACCUGGACACUGAUUACGAGCCCGUUUCUGUCAGGAAAAUCCGAAAGACGGGCAUCCUCGAAGCUUGGAACAAGCUCCAUCCAGACAAGGCGAUUUUGGUCGGCGACGAAAUCAUGAAGGUGAACGAUAUCAUGUGGCAUCAUAAUUCAGGAACGUUUGCAAAGCGCAUCCAGGGCCAGUUUUUGGCAUCCAGGGGCCGUGUGCCUGGCGCAAGGAACACCUUGACUUUAAUUAUCCAGCGCCCCAGGAAGAAGCAGGAGCAUCGUGAGCAAUCGCAACGCGAAGAUCUGCACAGACAGUUGUAUUCGAAAGAGUUCGUGGCUGAGAUUCCUCUCAAAGGUGUGCUUCCUGAUGAUUCACUCAACCAGGCGAUGGGAUGGAAGUUGA